Rotaria socialis is the source of this 642-nucleotide messenger RNA. The record is from the annotation of a GenBank genome assembly. NCBI's taxonomy places the organism in Eukaryota, Metazoa, Rotifera, Eurotatoria, Philodinida, Philodinidae.
AUGUUUGUUGGCGUUCGAUUCUUACUAUUAUUUACAAGUAUGGUGGCAAAUCCCUUCAAGUCAACUAAAUGUGUAUUCUCGUCGGAGAGACGACUCGUCGAUUUUACUAGUUCAAGUUCAUCUGUUAACGAUUGGAUUGAAAUAUCGGAUACGGAAAGGGAUGUUGGAAAAUCUAAAGGCGCACUUCUGCAGCAGAAAACACAACAAUUUCAACGUGCAAUUUUUUUCACACUACUUAAUCCACAACCCAAUGGUGCUGGAUUUGCUGGUGUUGCUUAUCGUCAACAAUCGUUUGAUUUAAGUGCAUUCACUGGAAUUAAAUUAUCUGUACGAGCACAAGGCGAAAAUUAUUGGUAUAAAGUUAUCUUAAGACAUCAUAAUGAAGAAUCAUCUUUGCUACCAUCCUACGAAAUCUUUUUCAAGCUACCAAAAAAUGAAAUGACUGAUCAAUAUUUACCGUUUACUGAUUUUAAACCUUAUAGUCGGGGCAAGCCGUUAGAUCCAAAUACAACACCACCACUGGAUCGAACAGAUAUAACAAGUAUUGGCUUGCAAAUUUUUGGUGGUGUUUAUUCGGCUACGAAACAACAGGGCGCUUCUAGUUUGGAAAUUGAUUUCAUUAGUGCUGUUCAAUGUGAUUGA